Saxophila tyrrhenica is the source of this 1911-nucleotide messenger RNA. RefSeq lists its product as uncharacterized. Bases 1 to 1911 code for a protein of 636 amino acids. The record is from RefSeq and is a predicted model, not a curated record. Gene Ontology annotation, cellular component: nucleus. The transcript is spliced from 3 exons. Lineage: Eukaryota; Fungi; Ascomycota; Dothideomycetes; Mycosphaerellales; Extremaceae. Gene Ontology annotation, molecular function: DNA-binding transcription factor activity, RNA polymerase II-specific; DNA binding; zinc ion binding. Gene Ontology annotation, biological process: regulation of DNA-templated transcription; DNA-templated transcription.
AUGGAUGAGACAGGGCCGACUCCGCCGUCGGAAAGGAAAGUCGCUUGCAACGUAUGCCGGAGGCGAAAGACGGCUUGUGACAGAGCACGGCCGAAAUGUAGUCUUUGCACGAAGAACGGCUUGGUUUGCCACUAUGCGGACAAGGAGCGACAUACGCCGGGUCUACGAGCCGGAUAUGUCCAAAGUCUCGAGCAGCGGAUAGAUGGCUUGGAGAGCAGACUCCAACGCCUCGAGUCCCGCGUGCCGACCGAUGGUGUCACGGAUCCCAUGCAGGAUGCCACCAACAGCGAUGGCCCCGAACAUGUGCACCACUUUUAUGCGGACGGAAGGCCAUCGACCCAAGGGUCAGGCUAUUUCGCAGGACCAACCGAGCGUCUGGAAGGCGCAAGCAAUCACGACGAGCACUCAUUCAAUCUAGACCAUAUUGGAGAUCCUUCGCCACAGAAUACCGGCACUCCGACUGACCCUCUCGCGUUUCCGGUCGUUCAGGAGCUCUGUACAGUAUGGUUCCAGAAGUAUCACCGAUGGCUCCCGAUUCUGCAUCGGCCGACAUUCAUGCAGACUUUGGAGUCGGCCGAGAGAGUGAGAUUGUCCAACUACGCGCCUGUGGUGGAAGCCAUCGUCGCAAUCACCCUUCCACACUCCAACGUGAUAUCGGCAUCUGCGUUACACCAAGAGCAUCUGCGAAACCAGCUUAGCUCAUCCGUGGUUCUCCAAUGCAUCGAUAGGCAGUCAGCGCAGUCAGCGCAAGCUCUGCUAAUACUUUCGGUCUUCCACUACGGAGAAGGUAACUUCACACGCUCAUGGAAUAUGCUGGCGAUGGCUCGAAGGAUUAGCGUUCAUCUUGGCCUCACAGCUCCGGGAGACUCAGGUACCGCGUCAAGUCCAACAGCAUUGAGGAGACUGGCAGACUUCACCAAUACCACUGUUACCCAAGAAGAAAGGACACGAGCCUACUGGAUGAGUCAAAUGCUGGAAAGCAUCUCUACCGUCGGGGCACCCUACGAGCUCGCCCUGUCUGCGACCCCUGGGCAUCCGUUGUUGCCCUGCAGCGACACCUUCUGGGACUUUCCGGACGAAGUUAUGAGUGAGCACCAGAUCCGCCCUUACAACUACUGCUCCGCCUUCUCUCUGUGCGUCAUUCUCGCUGCUUCCGAGCUCUCCGUCGUUCAUCAAUUUCUGCGUCGAGCUGUCAACAUGGAGGCUUUCGAAGAGCGGGACGCCUGGCAAAUAGAAGCGCAACGCAUAGACGAGCGACUUACCGCUUGGCGGGACGAGUUCGUGGCAGCUGUCUUCCGUCUGAUAAACGCCGAGUACGCAUCGAGGGAGCGGCCCGAAAUGGACGCCUACGUGGUAUUAACGAACUGCGUCCUCAACACCGCUGUCAUCACCCUACUCCAACGCCGCGCCGCGUGCCCUGAAGGUACCGAUCAGACUGUGGAACCUUGGGCAUUCGCCAACACUCGAUGUGUAUAUGCAGCCGAGAACACCGCUUUCAAGAUCCGGCAAAUGGACGAAGACGAACUGCUGGUCUGCCAUCCACACCUGAUCUUCUCCAUCUUUGUGGCAGCUCGUUUCUACAUCGUGCAUUCCAAGGCUCUGGAUGCGAGUGUCCCAACGAACCUUCACUGCCUGGCAUUCGCGCUGCAUACGUGCGGUAAGACGUGGCCGUUGGCUUGCUACUAUGAAAAGAUUCUUCGCAUUGCGGUGGCUGAAUAUCGUACACCGGUUGUGCUUGCGAGCUUGCCCAGAGUGUUUUAUGAUCUGCGUCAGACUACGUUCGAGAUUGUGGACACUUUGAUUGAGUGGGUGAAAGGACCUGGUGUUGAUGCUGGUGCGGCGAUGCCAGCGGCGAGCGGCCACAACGGCUCAAUGAUCUUUACGCCGAUGACGACCAACCCUCUUACUUGA